UCAAAGUAGCCAUCCAGCCGGACAGCACUUCCCGAAGUGCGGGCUGUGUGAAGCGAUCCCUCCCCGGCGCCUGCGGGGGCUCGGAGCAGAGGAGCCGCAGGCUGGGGAGGUGCUCCCAGCCCGGCAAGGGCGGGCAGGGAAGAAGGCGGAGCAGGGACCCUUUGGCACGGCCGCAGCGGGGACAGCCCGCAGGCAGCGGCCGCACGGGGGGCGCGGUGCCGGCCGUGCCCGAGGGAUGCCCUGGACGGCCGGGGGAGUGUGACCGCGUCCCGGCACCGGGCUCAGGGCGACACACGGCCCCGCGGUGCUCCAGAGCCCCCGGUGGCCGCGGCGGCCGUGGACCCGCCCGUCCGGGGCGGGGCUCGGCGGGGCGGGGGCUCGGACCCAGCCCGGCCGCGCUCGCCGGAGCCGGAGCCGUCUGCAGGUGCGCAGGAGCGUGGUCUGGAAGCGGGGUGUGCCUGGUUCGUGCAGCGCCAAAUGCGAGACAGGCAGACACAGCCCACAGGAGUUGAGGGUCGGCGUCUCUGGCUGUAAAACAGCAGCUCAGCACUGGUUGCUAAAUGGCCUAGGUGCUGGUCUUAGUGUGCACAGAGGUCUCCCAGCUUGAAGAUGCAAACAUUGGGGACAUUCCUGAAGAGGACAAGGCUAACCCAAAGGCAGCUGCUGACAAUGAUGUCUGCUGAACACUAGUGCAAAGCUGGGCAGCAGGUAUGGAUGGGAAGAAAUGCAGCGUGUGGAUGUUUUUACCUCUUGUCUUUACCCUGUUUACAUCAGCUGGAUUAUGGAUAGUGUACUUUAUAGCAGUGGAAGAUAACAAAAUUCUCCCACUAAGUGUACCAGAUAGGAAACCUGGUCCCAAAAGACCGCCUUAUAUAAGUAUUGCAGGUGAUGCACCUCCUGCAAGCUGUGUGUUUAGUCAAGUCAUGAACAUGGCAGCAUUUCUAGCGCUUGUUGUGGCUGUCCUGCGCUUCAUUCAGCUGAAGCCAAAGGUGCUCACCCCUUGGCUGAACAUCAGCGGCUUGGUAGCUCUGUGCUUGGCCUCUUUUGGGAUGACCCUACUCGGCAACUUUCAGCUCUCCAAUGAUGAGGAGAUCCACAACGUGGGCACAUCGCUGACCUUUGGCUUUGGGACAUUGGCAUGCUGGAUCCAGUCUGCCCUUACCCUCAAGAUCAACCUGAAGAAUGAGGGGCGGAAAGCUGGGAUUCCACGGGUGGCUCUCUCAGCCAGCAUCACCCUCUGCGUGGUGCUCUAUUUCAUCCUUAUGGCCCAGGGCAUUCACAUGCAUGCUUCCAGGAUCCAGUGGGGCCUAGUGAUGUGCUUCCUGUGCUACUUUGGCACCUUUGCAGUGGAGUUCAGGCAUUACAGAUUUGAGAUCAUUUGUUCUGAGUACCAGGAAAACUUUCUGAGCUUUUCCGAAAGUUUAUCAGAAGCCUCCGAGUACCAGACAGAUCAGGUGUAGCCUGUCCUCUGGCAGGGGGGGAGGGGGGCAGGUGUGGUCUCAUGGGUGAAACAUGACCUCAUUUACACUUUCUUUAUGAGUUUCUUUUCAUGUGCAAUCAUGACGGUAUUGCCAAAGGGCUCUGAGGGUGGCUGUCUCAGGAAGAGCCAAACAAACAGAGGUGUCUGCUGGAAGAGGAGUGGAUCCAUCUCAAUGGCAGCGUGAGAGAGCACAAGCUGCUUAGUUUGUGCCACCAGUGACUCUUUCUGAGUGGCUUUGCCACACUCCUGUUGUUCAAAACAUUCAGCAGCCUGUGCUUGUGACGCCCCUCUGAGGCUGGUCCUGCUCAGCCCACCCUGCAGAGAAGGAGGUGAAGAAAGCAGACUUCUCCUAACAGCAAGAGUCUUCAGGAGUCACCUGUUCCCGAGUCACCAGACUGCAUCUUCCGUGUUUUUCCCGGGUUGUUUUUUUUUGCUGCCAGCCGGGGGAACUUGGUAGAGGGGAGCAGGAGCAGCUGUUUCUUCAGAACCUGGCAUUAGACACAGAAGACCCCAGUGGACUGGCUUUCAUGGCAAGCAGGCAGGCUUUUCUUCCAGCCUGAAAAGCAGCCGACGGUAAAUCUGGGUUUGGAAGGAACUGUGCUGUGGUCAGGAAGCGAGACUUAGCUGAUGCUGCCUUGUAGCCAGGCAGAUCAUCCCCAGGCCACAGGGAGUGACACAGUGGGAUGCUGUGCUUGGCUUCCUGAUGGGCACUGGUGGGAGUGAGGUGCUGAAUUGAGAUGAGAAUGUCUGUGUGCUCUGAAGACGACCCAGAAGAAACUGCUUUUUCCAUAUGUAGUGCUUCCACCACACAUUGUGUAUAGUAUUUCAAAAGCCUUUUUAAUUUUUUUUUAUGUUCACUGAGGGGGAAAACAUUGUGUUAGAGACACCAGGCUCAUCUGCCAUGAGAGCAGUACCAGUGCUUCUGGGCACAGGGUUUGGUUUUGCUUCUUGUGCAAGCCAAACUUCAGACAUGCUGCUUUGGGCUCUCUCUCAAUGUGGCCAGUUGUCCUGAGUGGAGCCUGCCACAGGUUUAAAUGGGCUUCCAAGGUGCCAGGAGGGAGUUCUGGCCCAGAGGCUGGCUGAUCUGCUUGAGGGCUGGAGGUGUGAGAAGGGAACAGCAAAACCAGAAGGGCUUCUCCCUUCCUAAAGGGAGGUUUUCAAACAGAAGGUCUGUUUUCAGAGAAGGAGCUCAAAACCUGAUUUUGGGAAGGCUGCUGUAUUGCCUGGGUAGGGGAGUGAUAGGAGUUGCUUUUCAUGAACAUGGCUCCUAUUUUCCUCCAUAAAUCAGGCUCAGCUUAGUUUUACAUCUUGUCAGAGCUGCAGGAAAACAAGCAGAAAUUAAAAUGGUAGGAAAAGGCACUUGAAGGGGAACUUGUACUGCUCUGUGGCAUUUCUGACAGAGAGGGAAAAGGCAAAAGGGCAUUCAGUCUUUUGCAAAGGUCACAGGCCUCUCCUGAGAAGAGAAACAGUUGAGACAAACUGUGUGUUAAGUAGAAAGCUUUCAGCCAGCCCUUUAUUUUCUGUGCACCAAAACUUGUUCUCUGGCAGCUGCUAUAAAUCCAGAGCGUUUUUGGCCAACAGAGGGUUGUUGUGGAUUGCUGAAGGCUUCCUCCUUGUAGCAGUGUCAUGAGUGGAAAGCUUUCCCAAAAAGACGCGCUGAGAGUGGCCAAGGACACAGCAGUGUGAGGUGCCAGCUCCCUAGGGCUCAUCCAGGGAGCUCCUCCUGGGCAAGGACAGGAGGGGACAGUCUGGAGAACAUGCAGGUGGGGAUCCUCUUGCACUGGCACACACUCAAUCCAUAUGGAGCACACAAUAGCAAUUUGUUGUAAGGGCGUUUUACUGUAAAUAGUCCACUGUGUCUUUUUUCUCCUAAUUAAUUAAUUAAUACUUUCAGUUUUUUUUAUUUUAGCUUUUGUAACUUUAUCAAAGGAAA
Molecule: messenger RNA, 3413 nt
Organism: Motacilla alba alba
Lineage: Eukaryota; Metazoa; Chordata; Aves; Passeriformes; Motacillidae
Gene: TMEM150C
Product: transmembrane protein 150C
Exons: 10
Coding region: 711-1460 (249 amino acids)
Source: RefSeq, a predicted model, not a curated record